AUGUUAGAUAAGAAAGCAGACAAGAACCAUACACAUAAAUCCUUCACAACUGUUGCUAUAGAAAGUAUUGAAGGAACGGUUGGCGGAACUGGUGGGGAGGGCGGAGCCCCGCCGCACGCGGCUGCAUUAUAUUGUAAACCUCCUAACUUUCCACAAGGUUUAACAUCGGAGGAAAACAUAACGACGAUGAAAUACAUUAGAUGUAGAAAUGUUUAUGUCAUGGAGGAUGAAAAUAAUGUUAAAUUCACUGCUCAAGAUUUAUAUGAUAAGAAAGCUGACAAGAACCAUACACAUAAAUCCUUCACUACUGUUAGAGCUGAUGACAUAAUACUGAACUUUGACCUUGGUUCAAGUGCACCAUUAGAGAAUCCAAGUACAAGCGUAAAAGAUACUCUUAACAAUUUAGAUAACAGUUGCAGGAAUAUUGAAGGUCAUGUCAGAAACUUUGAAACCCAUGAACUACCAGCAAUGUUAGACAGUAAAGCAGACAAAACUUAUGUGGAUGCAGAACUAACAAAGAAAUUUUCGAAACCAGAUACAAUGACAUUUACAACAGAAAUUAUAAAUGGUGAACCAGCAACUCCAUUUGAAUUUGUUAGAGGUCUUCAACCAGAUACUUUUGAAUUUUUCUUGGAUAAUUCUAUUGAACUAACAUUACAUUAUAAAAGUGGAACAAAUGCAACAUUUCAUCCGGGAGAUACAUUCCAAAUGGUAUUUAAUGACAUAAGUUCUUUAGAAUAUGUUUAUAGAGUUAUGAGCAUAUAUGAUUUAAUAUAUCCUAUAGGAGCUGUUUAUACGUCUAUGAAUCCAAUAAAUCCAAACACUUUAUUUGGUGGUAGAUGGUAUGAAAUAGUUGACA
Molecule: messenger RNA, 859 nt
Organism: Trichomonas vaginalis G3
Lineage: Eukaryota; Parabasalia; Trichomonadida; Trichomonadidae
Product: keratin-associated protein family
Exons: 1
Source: RefSeq, a predicted model, not a curated record